Bursaphelenchus xylophilus (pine wood nematode) is the source of this 636-nucleotide messenger RNA. The record is from the annotation of a GenBank genome assembly. NCBI's taxonomy places the organism in Eukaryota, Metazoa, Nematoda, Chromadorea, Rhabditida, Aphelenchoididae.
AUGUUUGUAUGGUUGGUUGCUCUUGUAACCUCGGCUGCGAUCUUGUUUAUAUGCCGUCCAAAUGGCCAAAAACGGAUGCGCGUAGAAUCCCAUCCAUCAUCCAUCAGAUUCAGUCCUAUCAAUCCACUCGACUAUUCCAUUAAAACUACCAAAACCUCAAAAGUUGAAGGAAAUAAAAGUCGGAAAUCAGCAAAGGUAAGGUGAUAUAAGAAAAACAAACUUUCGUUCAGAGUGAAAAAAAACAAACUACUUGCACCACUCGGGAGGAUGAGACAAAUUCCGAAGCCAAUGUUUCGUUGGUAAGGCAAUUAUCCCAGUUAUAUGGUGUUUCAGACCCAACCCAAGCCUUUGGAAGACGAAGUGACCUCUCUUGAACCAUUUCAACCUCCUCCGGCGUCUAAAGUAGCUAACAGAGACGUCAGCGACAAAGUAGCCAACUCGAAGGACCCUCAAUACGCUACUCUCGUCAACAUUGGCCAGGAUUGGGACAGUCGGAUCGACAAGUUUGAUGAGUUUUAUGAUCAAGUCCAUCGAACCCAAAGCUCAAGUGGAAGUUGCGAAUUGAAACUGAAGACUUGCCGAGAAGACUCGUUCCAUAAUAUUCAAGAAGUCAAGAACCCGUUACAGUCACAGUGA